Messenger RNA from Papilio polytes (common Mormon), 942 nucleotides. RefSeq names its product superoxide dismutase [Mn], mitochondrial (gene Sod2). Gene Ontology annotation, biological process: superoxide metabolic process. Gene Ontology annotation, cellular component: mitochondrion. The coding region runs from base 123 to 776 and encodes 217 amino acids. Gene Ontology annotation, molecular function: metal ion binding; superoxide dismutase activity. The transcript is spliced from 5 exons. NCBI's taxonomy places the organism in Eukaryota, Metazoa, Arthropoda, Insecta, Lepidoptera, Papilionidae. The record is from RefSeq and is a predicted model, not a curated record.
AUUUUAUUUUUAUUUGACUUUUAAAUUCCGAUUGCAUAACUUUCUACAUUGAAGCAAAUAGUUUUGCACAGGCAGUUACUUUUAUAAGUUAUAUUUCCACGUUCGAUAAAUAUAACUGGAAUAUGUUGGCGACACGCAGUUUUGGAAAUUUAAUUCGCGCUGCGGGCGCUACUCGCCUAAAGCAUACAUUGCCCGAGCUGCCUUAUGAGUACAGUGCAUUGGAGCCGGUAAUUAGCCGGGAAAUUAUGAGUCUCCAUCACAGCAAGCACCAUGCUACGUACGUAAAUAACUUAAACGUUGCAGAGGAAAAACUUGUACAAGCUCAAUCUAAAGCAGCAGAAACAAGUACAUUGUUAUCACUUUUAAGUGCUGUUAAGUUUAAUGGAGGAGGACAUGUGAACCAUUCAAUAUUGUGGUGCAAUCUUAGUCCUUGCAAGACGGAACCAUCCUGCACCUUUUUGAAAGCUGUUACACAGGACUUUGGAUCAUUGGAGAAUAUGAAGAAUCAACUUGCAGCAGCUUCCGUUGGUGUGCAGGGCUCUGGCUGGGGCUGGCUUGGAUACAAUAAGCAAAUGAAAAAGCUACAAAUUGCCACAUGCCAGAAUCAAGACCCAUUGCAGGCAACUACAGGACUCAUACCUCUCUUUGGUAUUGAUGUGUGGGAGCACGCUUAUUACCUUCAAUACAAGAAUGUGCGCGCAGAUUAUGUAAAAGCAAUAUUCGAUGUCGCUAACUGGCAAGACAUUUCUGCCAGAUAUGAUAGUGCUGCCAAGUGAAAUGUUUACAGUAAUCCCACUUAAUUUAAUCUCAGCAUUUCGGAUAUACCUUUAGAAGUAUGAUUACAUAUGUAAACGACAACCACAAAGUGCUUGUUGUAGAUUCCAGAAAACGCCUUAUAUUAUUUUAUCUAAGUUGUUAAUAAUACAUGGAUGUUUGUAGCUA